CGGUGGACUAAACAAAUGAAGCCUUUGACCUUUGACCCCCGGCCGUCUGCUUCACGGCGGGCGUUUGCCGUCCAAAGCUCAAACGCUCCUCACGGAACCACAGUGGAAGCGUCCAUGGGGGACAGCUUGAGCUCGGCGGCGCCGCCCGACCCACAAGACCCGUCUUCGGCGGAGGAUGCAUUAGACCGCCAUCGGGAUCGUCGUCAUCGCCCGAGUCCAAUGGUCGACUGCCUUCAGAUGGUGUCGCCUGCCCGGCUGGACACAGAGCCAGCGCCGCUGCUUCAGCUCCAGGAGGUGGACUCCAGCAAGAGCUCCCCGGGACUGCUGCCCUCCAUCUACAGCCCGCCGCUGGGCAUGGACGGCCACACGCUGUGCAUCAGCUCACCCUACACGGACUGUAACCAGGACUACGCGCAUGGACCUUUGCCCUUCUACAGCCCGUACGGCUACGCCCGGCCGUCCAUCAGCGACAGUCCGUCCUCGAUGUGCCCGUCAAUUAGUCCCUCCGCCUUCUGGUCCUCGCACGGACAUAGCGAGUCCUCGCUGGGCCUUCGCUGUCCUCCGCCUCUGGUCUACAAGGACGCUAGCCCACACUGGAUGGACGCUAAAGGACUCAACCACAGCAGCUGUCCCAAACUGGCGGGGAAGCGUUCCGAGGACGGCGGCGGCAAGUCGGACACUCACUUCUGUGCCGUGUGCCACGACUACGCCUCGGGCUACCACUACGGGGUGUGGUCAUGUGAGGGCUGCAAAGCCUUCUUUAAGAGGAGCAUCCAAGGCCACAACGACUACAUCUGUCCCGCCACCAACCAGUGCACCAUCGACAAGAACCGCCGCAAAAGCUGCCAAGCCUGCCGCCUGCGAAAGUGCUACGAAGUCGGCAUGAUGAAGUGUGGAGUGAGGCGGGAGCGCUGCAGCUACCGCGGGGCCCGCCACCACCGCAGAGGGUCCCUCCAGUCCCGGGGUCUAGACCGGGUGGGCCUGGCUCCGCGGGCCCAGCGGCACCUCCACCUGCAGGCGCCGCUGGCGCAGGCGGAGCGAGCGCCGCAGUCCAGCAUGAGCCCGGAGGAGUUCAUCUCUCGCAUCAUGGAGGCGGAGCCGCCCGUCAUCUACCUGAUGGAGGACAUGAAGAAGCCCUUCACCGAGGCCAGCAUGAUGAUGUCGCUCACCAACCUGGCCGACAAGGAGCUGGUCCUCAUGAUCAGCUGGGCCAAGAAGAUCCCAGGCUUUGUGGAGCUAAGUCUGUCGGACCAGAUCCACUUGCUCAAGUGCUGCUGGCUGGAGGUCCUCAUGCUGGGCCUCAUGUGGAGGUCCGUGGACCAUCCUGGAAAACUCAUCUUCUCCCCAGACUUCAAACUUAACAGGGAGGAGGGUCAGUGCGUUGAAGGCAUCAUGGAGAUCUUCGACAUGCUGCUGGCUGCAACCUCACGCUUCAGGGAACUCAAACUGCAGCGUGAAGAGUACGUCUGCCUCAAGGCCAUGAUACUACUCAACUCCAAUCUGUGCACGAGUUCCCCGCAGACGUCGGAGGAGUUGGCGAGCAGGAAGAAGCUCCUGGGCCUCCUGGACUCUGUGAUCGACGCCCUGGUGUGGUCCAUCUCCAAGAUGGGACUGAGCAGCCAGCAGCAGACGCUCCGCCUGGGUCAUCUCACCAUGCUGCUGUCGCACAUACGACACGUCAGCAACAAGGGGAUGGACCACCUGUCCAGCAUGAAGCGGAAGAACGUGGUCCUGGUCUACGACCUCCUCUUAGAGAUGUUAGACGCCAACACGUCCGGUGGCAGCGCCCAGGCGUCGCCCCCCUCGCCGCCCUCGGACUGCUACCUGGACCACCGAGCUCCGCCCCGCUUGCCGUCGCCUUCCGCCGCCGCGGCGGGCGUCGACGUCACGGCGGCCGGCGCCCACCGAGUGGUCCUCGCUCACGGCUUUUCCUGGUCUUUGGACUCGGGGGACGCCGCCUCGUCGUCGGCGGACACGACGGACUUCGGGAUCCCCGGCGUCGUCUAGACGGCCGACCGACCUACAGUGGAUACAUUUCGUCGUCGUCGAUCCGUUUUUUUUUUCCUCUCCAGAAAUGCUUCGUACUCGUCGUCACGCCGGCAGGUUGCCAUGACGACAGCGGCCUUUUCUGCUCCUUGUACAAACUGUUCGUCCCGCCCCGUGACU
Messenger RNA from Entelurus aequoreus (snake pipefish), 2166 nucleotides. Its product is annotated as estrogen receptor beta-like. The record is from RefSeq and is a predicted model, not a curated record. Lineage: Eukaryota; Metazoa; Chordata; Actinopteri; Syngnathiformes; Syngnathidae. Gene Ontology annotation, cellular component: nucleus. Bases 16 to 2007 code for a protein of 663 amino acids. The transcript has 10 exons. Gene Ontology annotation, molecular function: zinc ion binding; steroid binding; nuclear receptor activity. Gene Ontology annotation, biological process: estrogen receptor signaling pathway; regulation of DNA-templated transcription; cellular response to estradiol stimulus.